Molecule: messenger RNA, 1460 nt
Organism: Aspergillus versicolor CBS 583.65
Lineage: Eukaryota; Fungi; Ascomycota; Eurotiomycetes; Eurotiales; Aspergillaceae
Exons: 2
Coding region: 277-1164 (295 amino acids)
Biological process (GO): transmembrane transport
Cellular component (GO): fungal-type vacuole membrane
Molecular function (GO): transmembrane transporter activity
Source: RefSeq, a predicted model, not a curated record
AGGGCCGGCAUUGUGGGAAGAGUCUUCGACGUCGUGUAGCAUGAUGAAAAUAAAAAAUAAUAUGAUAAUUAAAUAAAAUCAAUCAAAGACUUGGUCAUACAUGAAUGGGCGAAUAGUGUUGUUAUGUCUAUUUCUUAUUUAUUAAUAGUCUGGUCAAUGCAAAACUCUCCGGCGGACGACGGACGUCAGAUUUAUAUCCGCGUAUAGUUAACAUGGUCGCUAUAUAUUGCCGGACACCAUUCGUACACUUGGAGACCAUGUUGCAAUCUAUUCGAAAUGACUUCCAAAGAGACAGUAAUAGAUGCUAGGCAUGUUCAAGACGAAGCUGAUGCCGGCCCUCCAGAUGGCGGCUCGCGUGCAUGGCUCGUGGUGGCCGGGGGCUUCCUCACCUACUUUGUGACAUUCGGUCUGCUCAAUUCCUUUGGGACAUUCCAAGCAUACUACGGACAGACGCUUCUGUCAGGCCGAGACGACAGCGAGAUCUCCUGGAUUGGCUCUCUGCAGCUCUUCCUGCUUUUCAUCGGAGGCCUCGUGUUCGGGCCAGUAUUCGACAGCAAGGGGUCAAAAAUCCUUUUUAUCCCCGGGACUGUGUUGUUUUGUCUCUCCCUGAUGAUGGUCAGUCUCUGCAAAGAGUACUACCAGUUCAUUCUAGCCCAGAGCCUGCUCUUCGGCGUGGCAGAUGCAAUGCUCUUCUACCCGACAAUCUCUGCAAUUCCACACUGGUUUAGCAGCCGUCGAGGCCUGGCAAUGGGCAUCGUCGUGGCUGGAUCAUCUCUAGGUGGAAUUGCAUGGCCUCUCAUACUAGAGCGAUUGUUCCACGUCGUCGGAUUCGCAUGGGCCAUUCGCAUUGUUGGAUUUAUUAGCCUGGCUCUACUCCUCCCAGCAUGCUUCAUGGUUAUACCUCGUUCAUUGCCGAAGGGGUCUGCAGGUAUACCCAAAGCAGACGUGGUUGCAGGCCUGAAGGAUAUACGCUACUGGCUGACCGUGGUCGGGAUGCUCUUUGUGAUGUGGGGGAUGUUUAUUCCCUUUUACUACAUCCCGCUCUUUGCCAUCGACAAGGGAAUUGACUCUUCCUUUGCAAAUGCACUGAUCUCAAUCCUGAAUGUUGGCUCGUUUGUUGGGCGUAUCGUCUCCGGUGCCCUAGCUGAUCAAGUCGGACGGUGAGUCGCAGAUGCAUACAAUCCGCACUCGCUGAUAAAAGUCCAGGUUCAAUGUCACGAUAGCAUGUUCACUCGGAUCCGGAAUCCUCGUUCUAUGCCUCCACUGCAUCCACACAAAAGGUGCAAUUGUUGCACUUACCCUGCUGUACGGAUUCACCUCCGGAGGGCUGAUCUCGCUGCAGUCUGCAUGCGUAGCGCAGAUAACGAAGAACAUGCAGAUCAUCGGCUUGAUGAUCGGCAUAAUGAUGGCAGUAUGCUCGCUAGGAGCGUUGACGGGCAAUCCUAUCGGCGGAGCUCUUG